Molecule: messenger RNA, 3070 nt
Organism: Gryllus bimaculatus (two-spotted cricket)
Lineage: Eukaryota; Metazoa; Arthropoda; Insecta; Orthoptera; Gryllidae
Source: the annotation of a GenBank genome assembly
AGCGCGGCGCUGGUGAGAGGGGAGGAGGAGGAGGAGGAGAGGCGACGGGCCUGCGUGCGUGGGUGCGUGCGUGCGUGCGCGCGCGGCCGGAGGGUGACAGGCGCGGGGCGUGUUGCAGGCUGCGGGGUGUCCACGGCGAAGCUGGCGCCCACGCUUGGGGCCCAGCGGCGCAUCGUCGGCGGCGACGAAGCGGGCUUCGGCUCCUUCCCCUGGCAGAUCCGCGUCACCCUGGGCGACUACGUGCUCAACAGCGACGCCGAGCCGCUGCCCGCCUACACCUUCGGGGUGCGCGACGUGCGCGUGCACCCGCUCUUCAGCUCAAUAUGUGGUUCUAGGUCGCGUCUCCGGCCGAAGACGCUGCAGGCUGUGGACGUUCCCGUCAUCGACUCGCGCCAGUGUGAGCGUUGGCACAAGGCCAACGGCAUCAACGUGGUGAUCUACGAAGAGAUGCUGUGUGCGGGAUACCGCGGCGGCGGCAAGGACUCCUGCCAGGGAGACAGUGGUGGGCCUUUAAUGACAGAAAAAGCAGGUCGCUGGUACCUGAUAGGAAUUGUCUCAGCAGGCUACUCUUGUGCCCAACGUGGACAGCCAGGAAUCUACCAUAGAGUUGCUCACACUGUUGACUGGAUCUCGUAUAUAAUCAACAGCUAGUGUCUUCUUUAAAUAUCCUUGGCUGAUAUCUCACAAUAUUUCAAGUGAGGAGUUCAUUAUAUCAAUUACAAUGUCAACACAACUAAGGAGUUUCGUGUAUUAGCACUACCUGAUUCUCCACUUUACCAUUGUCAAGGGCUGCAAGAGCUGACACUUGAUUUUUAUUAACCAUGAGAUCUAUUGAUGUAGAUUAUUUGGAAAUGAUCAAGACAGCAGGCCCUGCUAGUCACAGAUAGGCUGAUGAGAAAGGUAAUUAUUACUGGCACCUUACCUCAUAAAGACAUGAGAAUGAAACCAAGAAAAUAUUCACAUCCCCACAAAUAUAAUUAAUAUUCAAUGUAUUUAUCUACAUUGAACUUCAAAUAAUUAAAAUAAUAUUUUUUUUAUUCCCAGUCAAAAUUAACAGUACCUAAGCAUUUGCAUCACUCAGACAUGUAUUGAGUGUUGAACAAAAUGCCAUUAUAUUGUGUUUACUGUAUCAACUGAGAACAUUACUUGAGAUCACUGUGAUAAAAAGUAAUUUCAGUUUGUUCAAUCAAAAUACAGAGGGAAAAUAUUUAUACUUUUUGAAAGUAGUAUUAAGAAAUUGAAAGUUAUAUUUGUAAGUGUGAAUGAAUAGAGAACCUGUGUUAGUGAGCAAUAGCUUUUUCCAGAACAAAAUAUGGAUAUUAAAGCUACUCAAUCAACCAGUACUUGAAGAGAAAUACAAUUUACCUACAUGACAUGAUUCCAAUCACUGGGCCUUAUAUGAAUAUGAAUAUGUAAUAUUGGUAUAAAAGUAUUUCAUAUACAGAUAGAUUGAUGCUAUCUAAUAUAAAUAUGAUGGAAUGACAUGAUUCACAAAAAUGUUUGUUUUGUGUAAAAGGAAAAUCAAAGUGUACUUAAGAUUCUUGUGCGGUACUUUGGAAACUGAACACUAAGGUGAAUUUUCAGUGAAUUGUUGUUGUUACAGAAUGUGAUGAACUGAAUUCUAGUUUUUACUAAGCCUUCGUUGCCAAGUCAAUAUGUUAAUAUAAUGUAUAUUGAUUGUGUCUAUAGAUAUGUAUAUAAACUAUAAUUAUGUAUACUGAACAUGCAACCUUGUAACAGAUGAAGCAAGUCCAACAAUAUGCCUAUUAUUAAAAGAUAUCUUCAGUAUCACAGGAUACAUAUUUGUUUCUAUAUAUAUAUAUAUUUUUUUUCCCCACAUACAUUCAUUGAGAUGUCAAUUAUGCAUCAGAAAAUACACUAAAUUCAGCAUGAAAAAAAAAGUUGCUAGAGGAAACAUCAGUAUCAAAUUGAUGAAUAUUUGUGAUCCAGCUGUUUCAAGGAACAGUAAUAUGUUAAAACAAUAUAAAACCCCUUCCUAGAACUAUGAAUGUUGUUCUUCCAUAUAAUGGUCGGGCAGUAAGCAAUAAUAUGAAAAUCAAAGUGAGGAUUUUGAUGUUACUCACAAUAAUUACCAUUAUUAUAUUUUUGAAGAUAACAUCAACCUUCCCUCAGGAUUUCAUAUAAUUUUACAAACAUUACAUUUUUUUUUACCAUUUACCAUUACCAUAAACACUUUCAGAAUAAAAAUAAAUUAUUUAUGACAGGAGAGUGUUUUCUAGGAAAUCUCAUUUCCCUUCUAUUUGUAAUAAAGUACAGAAUAAAAGGAAAAAACGAAAAAUAUACAACUGUUAUGUACAUUAGUUUUUCUCUAAAAUUAUUCGAUUCAAUGUAAAUUGUCUCGUAAAAAAGUUUCUAGAUGAAAUAUCUUAUCAGUGCAUAUCUAGAUAUGAAUGAUUAUCCACUCUAUGAAAGUUGUAUUUUAGUUGUAUUAUAUUAGUUACUAAAUUAAAAUAAAUUUAAUAUUGCAAAUUAAUAAUAGAUGCAAACCAAAGAUAUGUGCUACAUGCAUUCUAUGAACUAUUUAAAUUAAUAUACUGUUUGUAAGAUAACUUGGACAUGACAAGUAUUUUAUGCAUAAAGACAACCAAAAGACAAGGAACAGACUUUUUGAGUAAUUUUUUUUGGAUUUGCAAAACUACAUAAUUGUUUUUACGAGACACAUUUUAUACUUACUAUAUUUAAUACUUUUUUCAGUGACCUUUAAAGCAAAUACUAAUCAUUGUUAACAAUUUAGAGACAAUUUUCCUGUUUUAUAACUGCCAAUGACAUUUACAAAAGUAUCAAAAAAAGAAACAUUGUAUAAGAUUUCUUCAAGAUAAUAUCUAUGUAAAUUAGCAUAUAACUUAAAGCUUCUCCAAAAAUAUGUCAUCAUCAUACAUUGUACAUAGUAAUAAGACAUAAUAACAAUGGAUGUGUUGAAGGUAUCAUCAAUUUUGGAUUGUUUCCUUAUAUACUUCAUUGUUUCUGUAAAUGAUACAUUUCUAUAAAAUUAUUCCACAAUAAAAAGAAAGAUGUACAUGAUAUAUUUGUAGAUAUUUACCUUACCCAC